Molecule: messenger RNA, 1986 nt
Organism: Monoraphidium neglectum
Lineage: Eukaryota; Viridiplantae; Chlorophyta; Chlorophyceae; Sphaeropleales; Selenastraceae
Exons: 7
Coding region: 1-1986 (661 amino acids)
Source: RefSeq, a predicted model, not a curated record
AUGGAGGGCCAGGUUGCGACCCUCGUGGCCGGCAAAGGCCAGAACGUGCGCCUGGAGCGCGUCACCCUCGUGAACGCGACCCUGGGGCCCCCCUCGGACCCCCGCGGCGCGCUGAGCCCGCGGUGGCUGGACACGUCGCGCGCGGCCAGCCUGUGGCUGGUGGACACGCUGGUGUUCACGAGCGCCAAGGUCCUGGGCCAGUACACAGCGUUCCUGCUGUCCCAGAGGGCCGCCGCCGGCGGGCGCACGCAGACGCGCUUCUACACGGACAACCGCACGUUCCUGCACCUCAACGAGUGGACGGCCCCCUCAGGGGCGCGCGCCACCAACGUGGGCAUCCUGCUCGUCGGCGCCGGCGACAACCAGCUGAGGCAGCCGCUCGCCGGCGCCCCCCUCGAGCCGCCGGCGCCGGUGCUGCUGUCUGCAACCAACGAGACGCUCGUGCCGCUGCUGAGGUGGCACGCGGCGGUGCAGACGCCGGAGCCGCUGCUGGUGUACCUGGGGAGCAACGUCACGCUCGGCGGCGGCACGAGCGCCGCGGACGGCGGCGCCGGCGCCGGCGCCGGCGCGGCCGCCGGCGUGCGGCUCGCGAGCGCGAGCGCGGCGAGCGCGAAGAUGCUUGCGGCGCACGACAACAUCACGGUCGCGCGGCCCGUGAUCCUCGUCGGCCACGCGCGGGACCCGACCUCUAUCGAUUUCCGCAUGCGGGUCAACCAGUUCGCGGCCUCGGGGCCGUUCGCAAACCUCACCUUGGAUUCGCUGAUCUUGGAGAACCUCGGGUUUGGGGACGUGAUCUCGGCGCCGACGGCGGAGGGCGUCAACCUGCAGAGCACGGUGUCGUUCUGGCCGUUCUGGUUCAACCGCAACGAGCGGCGGCUGACGCUGCGCAACUGCACCGCCAUCAUACCGCGCUCAGAGAUUGACUUUAUCAUCUACUGGGCCUCCAUGUUUGAGGCGGGCGUGCCAUCGGUCGACUGGAUGAGGACCGAGAUUGGCAUAACAGCCUACAAGGUCCGCAACCUGAACGAUUCGGGCGACGCUUACACAAUUGUGGACCUGCGGGGCAAGGGCCUGACCUUCGAAAACGUGCAGCUGCAAGUCAAGAACCGCGUCGCGCCGCAGCUCCCGCUGCCGGCGCCCGACGGCCGCGUCGCGGCGCCGCUGCAGCCGACCGCGCGGCGGCCGCCGCGGCUGCAGAGCGUCCGCAACACGCGCGAGCUGCAGGGCGGCACGGCGGUCGACCUGGGGGCGGGCGCGGCGGCGCCCGCGGCGCCGCUGCUGCGGCUGCCGGCAGGCGCGGAGCCUCGGUUUCUGGAGCUGCGGUUCAUGACGCUGACGGGGAUCGGGCCCGGCGGCGUCGCCGGCGUGGGCGGCGGCGGCGGCGGCGGCGCCGGCGACCCUGUCGCGGCGUAUUUUGCUUCCGAGGCGGCGGCCGCGGACGCCGCGGCGCCCUCCAGCAGCCGAGCCGCAAACGCCAGCGGCCGCGCCUCGAACAGCAGCAGCCGCAGCGGCGGCGGCAGCCCCAGUGGCGGCCGCGCCGCCAACACCGGCGGCCCCGGCCCCAGCAUCAGCCGACGCGCCGCCAACGUCAGCGGCGGCCAUGGCGGCGGCCGCGCCGCCAACGCCAGCAGCCCCGGUCUGCACGGCAGCAGCCACCCUGCUGGCUCGAGCAGCCACCCUGCCAACCUCACCACAGCCGCCGCCAUCGUCGACGGCGACAGCUCCGACGCCGCUGCUGCGCGGCCCAAACCCUCAAGGGAGCUGCCACCUGGCCUGCGGCGGCGCAGCCUGCUCGACGCGCAGCCCCUCAUCGAUCGGCGCGGCGAGGCCGACCGGGACCCGCUGGGGCCCCCGCAGGGGCGCGGGCUGGCGGUCGCGGGCGCCGCGCCGCCGUCGGAUGCGGGCGCCGCGCCGCCGGCGCGGUGCUGGGGGAUGCUGCUGUGGGCGCUGGCGCGGGACUUCAACAGUGUGUGGUCAUUGGGCUGA